This is a messenger RNA of Drosophila innubila, 561 nucleotides long. It is a transcript of the gene Ccdc58, whose product is annotated as coiled-coil domain-containing protein 58. Bases 92 to 499 code for a protein of 135 amino acids. NCBI's taxonomy places the organism in Eukaryota, Metazoa, Arthropoda, Insecta, Diptera, Drosophilidae. The record is from RefSeq and is a predicted model, not a curated record. Gene Ontology annotation, cellular component: mitochondrial intermembrane space; mitochondrion. The transcript has 4 exons.
UGGCAACGCUGUUGAAAGGCACAUUGCGCCGGCAAAAUACUUGUAUAUUUUUGUUUUUUAUUAAUUUUAUUAAAUACAUUUCAUUGUUUAAAUGGAUGUCUACUGCUUUGACUUUUUGGGUUUCCAGGAGACCCUAAGGAAGAUGCGCGAUGUGGAUGAUAAAAUUAUAUACGCUCUUAAUGCGCUUCCUACCGAGUCGUUCAAGGGUCAAGUGAAUAGCGAGGGUACGUGCCGAGAUCUGUACGCUAAGCUGCAGCAAUCCCAUCAAUCUCGGCAAAACAACAUUCGCAAUUGCAUAACUUUUUCAGCGACAACACUGAAGAAUCUACGCGAGAAACGGGUGUCGAACCCCAAUGAUGUUGAGACUGAUAGUAAAUUUAAAGCGGAGCAACGCAAGCUGAGAGUACUGCAAUCCGAACUUAAUGUGGAGGAUAUUAUAAAGGAACGGACUUACAAGGCAUUUAAUGAACGUUGCAGAGCAUAUUUCCAUGCUGAAUAAAUUUUCGGGUUAAGUGCAAAAAUAAACAGCAUUUCGAUGCGCCACGAAGAUAGUGCAGCAAA